AUGGUCAAAUACUUCCCUAUCUUGAUCAAAGACAUCUCGAAAAAGAUCAGACGACAAGAGGACGGGAGGAACCACCCGCAGCCCAUUCGCAUAGAGGACCAACAGACGGCGACCGCGAUGAGCUGGCGAUCAACUCCACAACAUAUGGCGGCGGGGAAAAUCCUGCCUACAGACGCUGAAACGGUUAUCCACCAGCACAGGGGGAAAUGGCUGGAAAGCAGGAGGACAAUCGAGCCACAGUCACCGGUGGCUGGAAGCAGCUGA
Messenger RNA from Podospora bellae-mahoneyi, 264 nucleotides. RefSeq lists its product as uncharacterized. Lineage: Eukaryota; Fungi; Ascomycota; Sordariomycetes; Sordariales; Podosporaceae. The coding region runs from base 1 to 264 and encodes 87 amino acids. The record is from RefSeq and is a predicted model, not a curated record. The transcript is spliced from 2 exons.